Molecule: messenger RNA, 1089 nt
Organism: Vanessa atalanta (red admiral)
Lineage: Eukaryota; Metazoa; Arthropoda; Insecta; Lepidoptera; Nymphalidae
Product: carbonic anhydrase 3-like
Exons: 9
Coding region: 1-1089 (362 amino acids)
Molecular function (GO): carbonate dehydratase activity; zinc ion binding
Source: RefSeq, a predicted model, not a curated record
AUGUUAAGAAUAGUGAUCAUAAAGUCCUUAUUCGUAAUCUUCAUCGUGUUAUUUGCCAAUGCUCGAAAAGUUUCGACUUCAGGUACCCAGGAUCAAACAACCACACGUCCGAAUACAUUAAACGAUGACGCUGACGAUAUUCAACGACAGUUGGACAAUGAAGCACGCGACAAAAUGGUCUAUGGGAAGCCGAAAACUGUAUGGAUAUUCCGACUACCCACGCAAUUUCCACUAGGUACAACUAAAUCGUUGUCAAGAAAUUCCAGAAAAUUGAAAAUUUUUCAGAACCGUGCGAAGCCAAAGACGAACUUGCCGGAUAAUUCAACCUUGAUACCGAAUGAAUGGUGCUAUAAAAAUCAAAAUGAAUGGUACAAAAAAUAUCCUCAUUGCGGGAGACAUUCGCAGUCACCAGUUGAUCUACCAGCUGUUAGAGUAUUAAAAGUUAAAGGAAGUCGAAAUCUCUGUUUUAUCAACUAUGACGUUAUUCCCCGCCAUCUUACUUUAAAUAAAAGUGGUCAACGAGUAAUCUUAUAUGGUGAAUGGGAGCAGGAGCGUCAACCUUUGGUUUACGGUGGAGCUGCUCACAGUCGACGUUAUGUCUUCCACUCAAUGAUACUACAUUGGCCUUCGGAACACAGGAUAGGAGGUUUCCAAUAUCCUAUGGAAAGCCAAGUUAUUCACAUAUCAGCUGAGUUUAAGUCGUUGGACGAAGCUUUAGCGGCAUCAUUGCGUGAUCCUCAAGCCGUACUUGGUAUUGCUAAUUUAUACAAGUAUAAAAAUUAUACACAACAAGGCUUAGCGAAACUACUGAAUGUGGCCUACAAAUCUCGUGGUAUCAACGCCUCCGUGACCCCCCUAUAUCUAUCGUACUUCAACCCUCCAUUAAAACAAUACGCUUGCUACCAAGGAUCGUUGACUGUACCACCAUGCACGGAAUCUGUUCUAUGGAUGGUUAGAGGUACAGCUCUAUCUGUUACAAGGGAGGAUGUAGAAAUUGCCAAUAGCUUAUUGGAUGAUGGUGGGGCGAGAGGAUCGCUUGUUCGUCAACCACAGCCUCUUAAUGAUAGAAAAGUGUUCUAUUUUAAAUAA